Molecule: messenger RNA, 4503 nt
Organism: Pristis pectinata (smalltooth sawfish)
Lineage: Eukaryota; Metazoa; Chordata; Chondrichthyes; Rhinopristiformes; Pristidae
Gene: sco2
Product: protein SCO2 homolog, mitochondrial
Exons: 2
Coding region: 130-1350 (406 amino acids)
Biological process (GO): mitochondrial respiratory chain complex IV assembly
Source: RefSeq, a predicted model, not a curated record
GGAUGCGGAAGGAUCGAGGCCUGUAACCGGUGGGGUCUUCACCGUGUUUUACUGAGUGGGUCGGCUGGGCCGUGGAUUGGUCAGUGGGAUCUCUGCCCUGGGUCGGCUGGGCCGUGGAUUGAUGUCAAGAUGUAUGCGAGAUUGAGCACCUAUGUUUGGGGAGGUCAACUUCUGGGCAGUGGCCAGUUCCUGAAGCCAGCAGCCAUUUGUAUGGAGUUUGUAACCAGAGGUGGCAGAGCACUCUUGAGCAACGUAAACUGGCUGAAUAAUGGACACUUAGGAACAAAAACUCAUUGGAUCACCACUGGAACAGAAUGGCAGUUACAGGCCAGGUCUCUGGUUACCAACUGUAACCAGAAGGCAUUGAAACACCUUGGUACAAAACUGUUUUCCUGUUCCUGUACUAAGAGAGGACUGACUACUAAGAGAUCAAUUAUCCUGUCGGCUCAGAUCACUAGAACCCUUGUGAACUGUUCAUUGAAAAGUAUUCCAUCGUCAACAAAUCACAGAGCCACAAGUCAAUGUGUGAGAGAGAAGCUGCAUUUCCCAGCUGCGGGAAGGUUAUUGAGAACCCAUGCUUUAUUUAAUACUUGCCAUCUAUCUCGUAGAGUUAUAUCUGUUACACCAGGCAAUUUAAUACUCCUGACCCACCGACCAUUCUCGAAGUCCUCUUCAAACAAAAGUUUGGGUAGAUAUGCUGAGAGCCAACAGGUGACACUGCGGACCAAAUUACUAGUGACGUGCCUCUUUGGGACUGCUGUGAUGGGAUUUUGGUUCUAUGUUCACUUGGAAAAGAAGCAACAUGAGAAGGUGAAACGCCAGGAGCAGCUGAAGAAGUUGGCACUUGGUCAAGGUGACUUCAACUUGCUAGAUCACACUGGAAGACCCAGAACCAAGAGUGAGUUCUUUGGCCAGUGGGUGUUGCUGUACUUUGGGUUCACUCAUUGCCCUGACAUCUGUCCUGAUGAACUAGAGAAGAUGUCCAGUGCGGUGCAGAUUUUGGACAAGGACAGAGCAUUGCCGCCAGUCCAACCUAUCUUCAUCACAGUGGAUCCAGAGCGAGAUGGAGUGAAAGAGAUGGCAAAAUAUAUCAGAGAUUUUCACCCUCGUAUGAUUGGGCUAACUGGGACCCCAGAACAGAUCAAGGAUCUGGGGAAGGCAUAUCGGGUGUAUUAUAGUGCUGGUCCCAAGGAUGAAGAUAAUGACUACAUUGUAGAUCACACCAUUAUCAUCUAUCUUCUCAACCCUGAUGGGCUUUUCAUCGAUUACUACAAUAGGAGCAAAAAUGAUCAGGAAAUUGCUGAGAGUAUCCGAGGCCACAUGAAAACAUAUGUUCAGCUGUUCAGUUGAAGAAAAAUGGGAAGCAAUCAGCAAAUGUUUGCAUCAGCAUCAAUUACUGGAGAGGAAUUGAUUAGAAGUCCACCCCAUCUCACACAUGGACUAGGACCACAGAGCCUUUGCUGCUUGCAACUUCUCAUUUUUGCUCUGACACUUAGCCAAUCCUAACUAAAUCUGAUCAAAUGGGAAUUUUUGGCAAUGUUCAAACUUUUCUUCAAAUGAGCUGAAAUAUCAGCGAAGUGAUUAAGGAUUGUUCAUGUAAUGCUUAUAAUCUAGAUAUUGACUAAGAUUCAUUGCAAGAUUUGUUUAGUAAUCAGGGACAUAAAUGCCAAUCACUGCUGCUCACACAUUGUUACGCAGUUAAUAGGUGUGAGCAUUCACUUAAUAAUUUAAAUUAUAAUUGUUUGGAAUAACUUUGCACUGAAGCAGAACAUUAAUAUUUCAAAUUAUUGUUGUAAUAUAGACACCAAAUAGUUAAUACUUUCACUAGUUGAGUCAAAACCAUCAUUUGAUAAUUUAAAUCAUUGUUAGUAUAAUUGGGCAUGUCUAGAGCCCAGGAAGUUCAGAACUCCUCAGUACUUGUAUUUUUUGUUUGCAAAUGGGUCAUUAUUUCCUAUCUAUCUAAUGGAAUAUAAUCUGUAUAAUUGGACCCAAGAGUUGAAGCAAUAGAUUGUAACUCCUCUACAGAACAGACUUUAUAAACAGGGUGCUUAUCAGUCAGACAGAAACUUGAUACUUUAAACUGAGCAAAUCAAACCUCCAGUAGGCAGAACCAAUCACACUUUCUGCCAUGUACAGCUGCUUCAUACAAGAUGAUGGGUGCAAGAACAGGAUAGGACAGCUCAAUUGGCUUGGCAUAAACCUGAAUGAUGGUGAAAUAAGCAACUUUCUCAGCCCUUGUAACAUGAAGUUGCCAACAGGUGAAUAUGGAGAACCAGGAAUUGUGAAACCUAGCACAGGAAUCACCCAUGUUCCAUCCAGGCUCUGUCUGCAGUAUAGAGCUCUGGAUUUGAACCAGAAUGAUCAAAAAGUAUAAUGUGAUGUGGUUUAUGCAAAUUUGAGUAUUCUCCCUCAGGAUGGGAUAUACUCCUGUCUUAACACAAUUCAAAUAUGUUGUUUAAGAUAUUAUUUUAAUAAAUAUCAAGACAAUGCUGAACUUAAUAAAUUCAUAUUAAUGAUGCAAACUUCACCAGUACAUUCUAUGAAACUGCAUUUUGGAUAAAUUUUGUUUUCAUCCAAUGUCUGCACCCAGUAAACUGAGAUUAUACAUUAAAUAGCGUAAAGUAAGAAGAAUAUGUUAAAGGUGUUUUUAUACUCAUUUUAAGUAUCUGGUUAUCGCUGAUGAGGCUAGGACUUAUUGUCCAUGAGAAGAUGGUGGUGAGUUCCCAUCUUGAACCACUGCAGUCCUGGUAAAGGUAAUUCCACAGUGCAGUUUUAUAUGGAGUUAUUUGGAACUAGUGUAAUUGAUGGACAAGCAAUAUAUUUCCAAGUCACAAUGGUGCGUGAUGUGGAGGCAAAGCUGCUUGUGUUGAUGUUCCCAUGUGUCUGCUGCCCUUGUCCUUGGUGCUGGUAGAGUUUGGGAGGUGCUGACAGGGUAAUCUGGCAAGCAUUUUAUAGAUGGUAUACACUGCAGCCAAUGUGCAGAGAGAGAAUGAAUGUUUAGGGUAGUUGAUGAAAUGCUGAUCAAGUGGGUUGCUUUGUCCAGGAUGGUAUUGGGUUUCUUCAGAGCUGUUGGCAUUUCACUCAUCUGGUAAAUAGAGUAUUCCAUCAUGCUUCUAACUUGUGCCUUGUAGAUGGUAGAAAGAACUUGGAGUGGCAGGAGGUGAAUCAGUUGUUGCAGGACCCCUUGCAGUUAUAACCAGGGCAUUUAUAUGGCUUAGUUUCUGAUCAAUGGUGAUAUAUUAGUGGAAGAGGUUGAAGGGGACAUAUGGUGAAAUAUGGAGUGGAGGAGGCUGAAGGGGACUUGAGAGCAAUAUAUAAAAUUGUGAGGGGUGUUGCUAAGGGAUAGAAAAAUUUCCCUCAUAGCAGAAAAAUUUAAAAUUUGAAGGCACAAGUUUAGGGUAAGGCAUGUAAGAGAGAUCUGAGGAAGAAUUCUUUCACUCAGUGGGUGGCUGGAAUCUGGAACACAAUACUUGUUGGUUGUAGAGGCAGGCACUUUCUCAUUUAAAUUAUCUAGAUGAGCACAGGAAUCACCAAGGCAUACAAGCCUAUGGACCAUGUGCUGGUAAAUGGGUUUAGUACAGAUGAUACAUGGUCAACCAUGGACAUUGUGAUCCAAAAGGCUUGUUUCUGUGUUGCUUGACUUUGACGUGCAGGCAUGGGCUGCUUGAUAUGUAGAGGAGUUGAAUAUUGUGCAAUCACCAGGGAACGUCCCCACUUUUGACCUUAUGAUGGAAGGUCAUUGAUUGAUGCAGCUAAGAUAUUUAGGACUACGUUAACUGCUCUGUAGAACUCCUGCAGAGAUGUUCUGGCAGUGGGAUAAAUGACCUCUGACAAACACAAAGUAUGACUCCAACUAUUAUAGUCUUACUGACUGAAUGCAUGCUCAGCAAGCAGUCUGUUUUGUUCUGGAUGAAAAACUUGAAUGUUAUUAAAAUUGUACUCAUUCAAGUAGGUAGAGGCUGGUUAUUUCUCUUAACAUGUGCUUCAUACCAAUAGUUAGCAAAGCUUUAGGAAUAACCAGCCUCUGACUUCCUCGUGAUCUAUUUACGUAGAUAGUCCAAUUAAGUUUCUAGUCAAUGAUCACCAGCAUUUCGAAUGUGGGUAAUUCAACAAUCAUAAUGGCAGGGUGCAGCUAUUUUGGUUCUGUUGUUGAAGAUGGAUAUUUGCUGGCACUGGCUUGGCACAAGUGAUACCACUUAUUAGCCCAAAAUCUGGAUGUUGUCUUACUCUUGCUGUAGAUGGCAACUUUUGCUUCAUUACCUUUAGAAUUACAAAUAGAACAAAGAGCAGCACUUUCUUUCCCAGUGAAUUCUCAGAGUAAUAAAUCUAACUUCACAUUAUUUAUUAUGCAUUGUACAUCAUUGUUCUAAAUUUCUUAUUGAACCAGUUGUUUGUCUGGUUUGAUGAGAAUAUUAAAGUAAUGGAUAUGCUGAGACAUAAGGUUAGAUUGUCAUGGAAUUAAAUUCUGCUGCAGAAAUACUUCUGGCCUUGCCACUGACACAU